AUGGCGUGGAUGCUGGACUGCCUUUUCGCGUCGGCCUUCGAGCCCCGCCCCCGCCGUGUGAACGUCCUGGGAGGAGCCCCAGGACACAACCCGAACCGCAGGGCCAAGAUGAUCUCAAUACAUAGCCUCUCCGAGCUGGAGCGUCUGAAGCUGCAAGAGGCUGCUUACCACGAACUCGUGGCCAGGCAGUUCCUCUCUGAAUUCAAACCUGAAAGAGCUCUGCCUACUGACCGUCCAAACACCUUGGAGAAGUGGUUUCUGAUUCUGAGAGGACAAGAGAGGGCCGUAUCUCUCAAGACCUUUGGCAUUCGUCUGGAAGAGGUCCUGGUGAACGAGCUUACCCGCCGCAAGCAAGUUGAACUGAGAGCCACGAUGCAGAUUGAAGAAGCCGCCGGUCCCGCUACUAGCGGUCGUCGUCGGGGAAACGCGGUGCAAAGGAUGUUUGGCCGCAUCCGGCGCUUUUUCAGUCGCCGACGGGAUGAGCCCUUCCUGCCCCGGGAGUUUACUCGCCGUGGGCGUAGAGGCGCAGUCUCUGUGGACAGCCUGGCUGAACUGGAGGAUGGGGCUCUGCUACUGCAGACCCUGCAACUUUCCAGGAUUUCCUUUCCAAUUGGCCAGCGACUUCUGGGAUCCAAAAGGAAAAUGAGCCUCAAUCCGAUUGCUAAGCAAAUCCCCCAUGUUGUUGAGGCUUGCUGCAGCUUCAUAGAGAAACAUGGCUUAAGCACAGUGGGGAUUUUCACCCUGGAAUAUUCUGAGAAGAGAGUGCGUAAGCUCCGUGAAGAAUUUGACCAAGGCCUGGAUGUGGUGCUGGAUGACUCUCAGAAUGUACACGAUGUGGCCGCGCUCCUCAAGGAGUUUUUCCAGGACAUGAAGGACUCGUUGCUGCCGGAUGACCUGUACAUGUCCUUCCUCCAGACAGCCACGCUGAAGCCACAGGAUCAGCUUUCUGCCCUGCAAUUGCUGGUUUACCUGAUGCCACCUUGCCACAGUGACACCCUAGAGCGUCUGCUGAAGGUCCUGCAUAAGAUCACUGAGAACUGCGAGGACUCCAUUGGCAUUGAUGGACAGUUGGUUUCAGGCAAUCGUAUGACGUCCACCAAUUUGGCUUUGGUGUUUGGAUCUGCUCUCCUGAAGAAGGGGGCAUCUGCCAAGAGGGAGUCCAGGAAAACCAGACUGGGGAUUGACCACUAUGUUGCCUCUGUCAGUGUGGUCCGUGCCAUGAUUGAUAACUGGGAUGUCCUCUUCCAGGUGCCUCCCCAUAUUCAGAAGCAGGUUGCUAAGCGUGUGUGGAAAUCCAGCCCUGAAGCCCUUGAUUUUAUCAGACGCAGGAAUUUGAGGAAGAUCCAGAGUGCACGGAUAAAAAUGGAAGAGGAUGCUUUACUUUCUGACCCAGUGGAAACCUCUGCUGAAGCCCGGGCUGCUAUCCUUGGUCAAAGCAAGCCCUUUGAUGAAGGUUCCUCUGAGGAGCCAGCUGUGCCUCCCGGCACUGCCCGUUCCCAUGACGAUGAGGAAGGAGCGGGUAACCCCCUCAUUCUGGAGCAAGACCGCCCAUUGCUCCGUGUGCCCCGGGAGAAGGAGGCCAAAACUGGCAUCGGCUACUUCUUUCCUUAGAUGUUUUUCCUUCUCUAUGGUGCCGGACAGGGGGAAAGGGUGGGGGUAGACCUGGGAUGUCACAGGAAACAUUAAGGAGUCUUGAAGGUAAAGAUCUGAGGGUAAGAAGGAGUUCUACCUGAUGCUCGGGUCAGGGUGAGAAUUCCAAACACAUUGCCAGCCCCUUUCCUGGGGGAUGUUUGGUUCCUUAUGCUGGUAAAAGCAGAGAUGUUUCUGUGUCAUGCUCAGGCACCCUGGUGCUACCUUGCCUCUCUCUUUUACCCCUGAUCCUGGCUUUCCCCUUACUGCAGCCGUCCCUUUAAUUGAUGUGACAUUUGUGGUAAAAUACCUGUCCCAGAGAAGCUCACAAAUCUCGAGGUGCUUUCCCUCCCCCAAAGGGGAUUGCAUGCUUUUCCUGACUUUCCUACCCUCCUCCUAAGAGCUCAAUUGGAAAGGCCCUCAAGAGGCAUGCUAGGAUGUUAGGUCAGCCUCCUGACAGCUGACUAACAAUUAAUGCUAGAUUGUGUCACACCAACUCAUAGACGUGUCCCCACAGUCACUCCACUGUGAUUGGAUAAAUUUUCCAAAUCAUUUAGGCCAGUGGUUCUUCAAACAGUCACUCCCCCAAAUACUGAGAAACCCAACAUGCUUUUCUGAAGUCAAAAGUUAGAGGAAAAAUUUGACUUUAUUUCCUAGAUCCAUUUUACAGAGAGCUGGCAGGCAUAUCCUGUUAUCAGCAAAACAGCUCGUUAGGUAUGAACACAUAGUUCCAAGCAGUAAAACUCACUUGAUUACAAAAGUUCUAAAUUAUCGUCUCUGUAGUUCCUCUAUGCGGGACGGUACAAAUUUGCAGGACAUGCUCCGGUAACACACAGAUAUGGGUUACGUAUGACAUCCAAAAUUAUAGCUGUUAUUGAGGGGUAACAACAGCCAAGGUCCAUAGAAUGAAGAAUGUACUGUAUUGAGGGAUAGAAAUUGAUCACACAAUGGGUAACAACCUCAG
Molecule: messenger RNA, 2593 nt
Organism: Budorcas taxicolor (takin)
Lineage: Eukaryota; Metazoa; Chordata; Mammalia; Artiodactyla; Bovidae
Gene: ARHGAP36
Product: Rho GTPase activating protein 36
Exons: 12
Coding region: 1-1611 (536 amino acids)
Biological process (GO): signal transduction
Source: RefSeq, a predicted model, not a curated record